AUGGCUGAGGAUGCAUCAGAGUAUCUCAUCUCCCUCAGUAAAUCACUUUCCUCCUUCGUGCCCUCUUCUUUUUUCUUCCAGCGCUUCAGCCGCAAAACUGAAUUCCUCUCCUACCUGAUCCUGUGUGUUGCCAAAAUGCCGUUCAUCCCACCUGUGUCGAUUGCACGCUCUGUGUCGGGACUGACAGGGAAGGAGAGCGGUUCAUCUACAGCUACUGUGGCCAAGAUGAGGGUCCCAAAAGAGGACAAGGGCAACUCGGUGAAGGAGCGACUGACUUUGAACCUCAAACAGCUGGGGAAAAAGGGCCAACCCAGGAGCCAUCUGCCAACGGCCAAAGGAGUGUCAGGAGCAGAUCUGCACGCAAAGAGAAGGGACAGAUUGUUGCCCUCAUCGCUAACAGACAGUUUCCCUGCCUCCAGCUCGGAUGGGUCCUUGUCGAAGCCACAGCAGCAGAGACAUGCGAGCCGGGGCUCCGUGAGGAGUGAACCGGAGGUGGAGACGAGGACCAGACAUCAGGAGGAGGCCCGUUUCACCCUGACACUCACACCCGAGGCCGUUCUGCUGCUACAGCGGAGGAACAGUGAGAGACGGCAGCGCGCAGCAGCCAGAAAUACUGAAAGUGGAGCUGGAGUUUCAGGAAGCGCCGCAGAUUCCAGACGCCGGAGGGAAAACGUUUCUAAACGGCAUCAACCGGCAACUCAGAGGCACAGCGCUUCAACCAGCAGAGCUGCAGUGAAAAACAACAGCGAUGCUGAACUGGGAGACAUAAGCUCAAUUGUGAAAAUCUCACUUCUGAACGAGCGACACAAGUACGAUGAUGUGGAGUACGAGGAAGAGGACUAUGUUGUGGAUGAGCGCGUGGUGCUGAAAUGUACCGAGUGGCUUCGUGGGCUGGAAAACACGCCAGUGGCAGCGGGGAACAGCCUGAGUAAAAGCGCCAGCAGUGUGAAAAGUUUCUAAAGGUGAAAUGAGCAGCACUGUUUAAAGGAGUCCAACCUGUGAUUGACCUGCAGUUUCUGUUUGUGUGUUGGCUUGUUUCUGGUUAGAUGUUCACUUGAUGACAGUUUUUCACUUUAUCAGCUG
This is a messenger RNA of Seriola dumerili (greater amberjack), 1083 nucleotides long. RefSeq names its product proline-rich protein 18-like. Lineage: Eukaryota; Metazoa; Chordata; Actinopteri; Carangiformes; Carangidae. The transcript has a single exon. The record is from RefSeq and is a predicted model, not a curated record. Bases 1 to 960 code for a protein of 319 amino acids.